This is a messenger RNA of Acytostelium subglobosum LB1, 1134 nucleotides long. RefSeq lists its product as hypothetical. Bases 1 to 1134 code for a protein of 377 amino acids. Gene Ontology annotation, molecular function: ribonuclease MRP activity; ribonuclease P activity. Gene Ontology annotation, cellular component: multimeric ribonuclease P complex; ribonuclease MRP complex. NCBI's taxonomy places the organism in Eukaryota, Evosea, Eumycetozoa, Acytosteliales, Acytosteliaceae. The record is from RefSeq and is a predicted model, not a curated record. The transcript is spliced from 2 exons. Gene Ontology annotation, biological process: tRNA 3'-end processing; tRNA 5'-leader removal; endonucleolytic cleavage in ITS1 to separate SSU-rRNA from 5.8S rRNA and LSU-rRNA from tricistronic rRNA transcript (SSU-rRNA, 5.8S rRNA, LSU-rRNA).
AUGAUUGAUUCAUCAUUGGAUAACUUUAUAACAACACAUUGGUUGAAUCAACGUGUUGAUAUAGUUGUAGCUGUAACAUCAACGAAGGAUCAAUCAUCAUUGACUACAUCAACAUCAUCAUCAACUACAACUACAACUACAUCAAAGAAACCUACACUUGCACAGACUGCAUCGGCAUCACUCAUACUUGACACUGAGUUGGCACCAUUCUUUGCCGAACGAUUGAGCAAGGAGAGCAACAUGUCUGACGCAUUCUAUCACAUUGAAACACCACUCGACCUACUCCUCUCUCAACAGUUUAUCAAUGAUUACAUCAAGCCAGGUGGCUUCACUGCAUUGACUCAAUACAAUCGAUUGGAUGAUGGAAAUGUCGUGGCAUUCAUACCAAAUGGAAAGGUGCUGCUCAAUGUGGACAAGGACACGUAUCAACAGCUGGGACUGACGGGCCAGCAUUCACACUUUUCAAAGACAAAGCCACAGCGAUAUGUGAUCACACUGGAUUGUCGUUCGAAAGAAAUGAUGCCCGACUCAUCACUGUAUAAACGCGUGAUCUGGUGUCUCAAGGACAGAGUGUCAAGUAUCAGUAUGAUCGUCUCGAGUAUCGAUCCAAGCACAGGACACCCGCGCCCCAUCAAGUUCCCCGCGGGCGUCAAUGUGAAGCGAGUGGUCAACAUCAAGAAGCGAUCAUACGAGACAUAUAGAGUGCCGGUGGUCCCCGCAUUGAAUGGCGUGGACAAGGCCGAGCGAAUAGAGUUCAUGGAGUGCUGGAAUGAAGCACUUGGACUCGUGCUGUGUGGCUUGAACGAAGACAAGGUCGUGUUGAAUCUCAAUGCGGCCCUGACGCCAGAGUCGAGCAGACUGACCGAUUGCUUUGUGGCCAGCACCGAAGGUAUGGUGACACCGCAGUCGGUACUGUCACUGAUACGUACGGUGCGUCGUAUAAUGACCAACAAGAAGGUGGCAAUAGAUUGGGUCAGCAUUCAGGUGACAGGAUUCCAAGACACACCAGUCACAUGGGCUAAUAAUGAGCAUGGCUAUCACAUCAAUGGCGACAACAACUACUCCAUCAUUCUGCAUCCAAACAACGAGUAUUGGACACUGGCGACACUUGGACAUCAAGACACAUUCAGUUGA